AUCCCCCAGCCCCAACCCAGGUGCAGAUAAAGUCUAAAGCGCCUGGAAUCUCAGAGUGUGAAUCUCAGAGCUGAGUGGGCAGACACUGUGCUGUUUCCCACACUGUGCUGUCACUGCUGCUGCUGUCAGAGCCCCAGCCCAAGAAUAUGGACAAGAUGCUUCUUUGGGUCUCUGUCCUUACCAUCUUCCUGGAGACCUUUGCUCAGACAGACCUCAAAGAGAAAGUAUUUGUGUUCCCUAGAGAAUCUGCCAGUGAUCACGUGAGCCUGAUUACAAAGCUGGAGGAGCCUCUGCAGAACUUUACCUUGUGUUUACGAGCUUAUAGUGACCUUUCCCGCCCCUACAGCCUCUUCUCCUACAACACCCAGGGCAAGGAUAAUGAAUUACUACUCUAUAAAGAAAAAGUUGGAGAGUACAGUCUAUACAUUGGGGGGAGCAAAGUCACAGCCAAGGUCACUGAAGAGUUUCCUGCUCCGGUGCACAUCUGUACAAGCUGGGAGUCCUCCUCCGGCAUUGCUGAGUUUUGGGUCAAUGAAAAGCCUUUGGUGAAAAAAGGUCUGAAGAAGGGGUACUCUGUGGCAUCUCAACCCAAGAUUAUCAUGGGGCAGGAGCAGGAUGCCUAUGGUGGAAAGUUUGAUCGGAGCCAGUCCUUCGUGGGAGAGAUUGGGGACUUGUACAUGUGGAACUCUGUGCUGUCUCCAGAAGAGAUCCAGUCUGUGUAUGAGGGGUCCCCUCUCAAUGCUAAUAUCCUGGACUGGCAGAAGCUGAACUAUGAAUUGAAAGGGUAUGUCAUCAUCAAGCCCCGGGUGUGGGCUUGAGGUCCAACAUUGACCAAAGCUCUUGAAAAUGAAAUGGCCAGCAUCUGAGAGAUCUUCUCAGAACAAAUGGAUACUAGAGCAUUUACCUGUGGUUCUUUUUUGAAUUUCCCAUCUAUGUUUCUGCCUAAUAAAAAUAUUGCAUUAUGCCACCUGCA
This is a messenger RNA of Heterocephalus glaber (naked mole-rat), 973 nucleotides long. Its product is annotated as serum amyloid P-component. Gene Ontology annotation, biological process: innate immune response. Lineage: Eukaryota; Metazoa; Chordata; Mammalia; Rodentia; Bathyergidae. The record is from RefSeq and is a predicted model, not a curated record. Gene Ontology annotation, molecular function: complement component C1q complex binding.